Messenger RNA from Astyanax mexicanus (Mexican tetra), 2906 nucleotides. RefSeq lists its product as uncharacterized. The transcript is spliced from 7 exons. The coding region runs from base 846 to 2567 and encodes 573 amino acids. NCBI's taxonomy places the organism in Eukaryota, Metazoa, Chordata, Actinopteri, Characiformes, Acestrorhamphidae. The record is from RefSeq and is a predicted model, not a curated record.
UGUGAAAAUGAUAAUUUCAUGCUCCCUGAAUCACUCUUUCACAAUUCCAGCCCCAUGAAUCCUGGCAUUGUGAACUUGGAAUAUGCUUGUGUCAUCAGAUAGAAAAAUUCUAUUGAUGGAAUAAGCUGGUCUAUAUUCUGUAUGUUCAGGUAGUCAGCUGACCUCAUUCUUUCAGUACAUACUGUUGCUGAACCUAGACCUGACCAACUGCAGCAACACCACAUCAUUUACUUACUUAAAUCAGGUGGAGACUUUUUAUUUGGCCUGGCAGUGUAUAUGGGCAUAGUUUUGUGAUUACUUAGAUAUAAACUGAUUGUCCACACUUAGUUGUUUAAAAAAAACAAAAACAAAUGAACAAAUAGACCAGUUUGCACUUGUUUGCACUUAUGGGUCUGCGAUCACUUUUGUUGAACACAAUGCUAUGCAUUAAUAAAGUUUCUAUUCUAAAGUACUAUGAAAUGAGAGCGGAACCAAUUAUAUGUUUUACUUUGCUUAGAUUAAAAUUGUAAAUAUUCUAAGAUCCUUAAAUUGAGAUUCUAAAGCAUGUAGGCUAUAUAAAAAACGGUUACCUUAAUCCAAGACACUUGUGAGACGCAGACAGACCCUGCUCUCUCUUUCUCUGUGAGAUCUCUGGUGGUAUUUACAGUUAGAAGAAGUGGGUGUGUCUGAUAGAUAAGUUUCGUUUCUCUCUCGUCUCUCCUCAGGGCUCUCUCUCUUAGUGCUCAGAAACUACAGAACCGAUAGAUCAGGUUACUGUUAAGCUGCAGCGCAGUGAGAUUUAGACUAAAACUUAAACUUUAUUACUGAUUAUUAGCGAGCUGAACUCCGGCUGAUAACUGGAUCAGAUGUCUUCCAUCGUGUCUUCUCUGGGGGAGGAGAAGGAGUGGAGGCUGAGGGGUUUAUUCCCCCGGCCUGUCCGCCUCCACCUCCUCUACAAGAGCAGUCAUCACGGAGCGGACAUCAGCACCCUGCUCUCCAGCUUCGACAGCUGCGGGAGCUUCGUCCUGGCGGUGUUUCUGCAGUCGGGGGAGGUCAGAGGAGGCUUCACGAGUAAGUCUCUGAAGAAUGGGAGCGAGUUUACUGAUGAAGAGGCUUUUCUGUUCGAGAUAAACAACAACGCCAGACGAUUCCCUGUAAACAAACCUGCCCGAGCCGUCCAGGUUCAUUUCACAGAGUCAGCUCCGAGCUCUUCAUCUGUGUUUGGCUCUGCCGUUCCUCGUUCUACUGCUUUUGGCGUAAGCGCUGGUUUUGGCUGCCCUGCUUCUUCUGGUUUUGACUCUCCUGCUUCUUCUGGUUUUGACUCGGGCGUUGCUCCUUCUUUUGGCUUUAGUGCUGGUUUUGGCACUCCUGCUUCUUCUGCUUUUGGCUCUCCUGCUUCUUCUGGUUUUGGCUCGGGCGUUGCUCCUGUUUUUGGCCGGGCUUCAUAUAAGAAGCCAGUGAUCCGGCGAGGCGCAGACCGAGGUCCUCUUGGCGGUUCUUCUUCAGCUCAGACGGACCCGUCUAGUCCUCCAGUGUCUGUCUCCUUCGGGAAGACUCUACACAUCUACUCGUCUGAUCAUCAGAUGUAUGUGAAUUUCAGCCCUGACCUGACCUACAGCAGCAGCUCCUGGACUGAGGAGCAGGGCGUGCGCUGCCUGGAUGUGGAGCUCCACAGGGUCCAGGAUGUGGGAGAUAUUCUGCCCAACCCCUGGAGAGAGCUAUCCUGGACAGAAGAAAACAGGAAGAGCCUGAGGGAGAAUUUUGUCUCUUAUAAGCUGGUGGUGGAGACAGUAUCGCAGGUCAGAGCUCUGCUUCUUGGACCAGUGGGUUCUGGAAAAUCCAGCCUCAUCAACUCCAUCAGAUCCACCAUGUUCAAACGCAUCAUGCACUUGCCCAAUGUUGGCACAGCAGCAGGAAGUUUCACCAAGAAGCUGAAGUCAUAUGAUAUUCGUGUAGAGAAAGGGGGUCCUCCUACUGCUCUCAGCCUGUGUGAUGUGAUGGCCAUUGGAGAUGAAGAUUGUACAGGUCUGUCUCUCUCUGAUACACUGGCAGUCAUCAAGGGCCAUGUUCCAGAAGGAUAUCAGUUCCAGAGUGAUGUUCCCAUCAGUGAUAAGAUCAGUGGCUACAGAGCAGCUCCCACGUUGGAAGACCAAGUUCAUGGCGUCCUGUUUGUGCUUGAUGCAUCUAAAGUGACAUCCUACUCCACCAGCCUGCGGAACAACCUCAGGAAGCUCCACACUACUGCAUCAAACAUGGGUAUCCCUCAGUUGAUCCUGCUGACACAUGUGGACCUGGUGUGUUGUGCAGUAAAGGAGGAUGUUAAGUAUGUCUACUCCAGCCGAGCUCUGCAGGAGAAGAUGCAGAAAGCAGCCGAACUGGUGGGAUUGCCACUAUCCUACGUGGUGCCAGUGAAGAACUACAUGUCUGAGCUCUCAGUGGACCGCAACACUGACAUCCUGCUCCUGAGUGCGGUCAACAGCAUCCUUCAGGCUGUGGAUGAUGCACUUGAAGACCAAUACCCUGGUGGCAUCACAGUGCAGCACACUCAGACCACUCCAAACAGCAGCAUCGGAGUGGCGGAGCUAUAAGUGAGCUACAGGAUAGAAUCAUUUCCUGUCAAAUUGUGAGUGCCUAAUGCAUGCUUUACCAUUUCUGCUGAGCAAAGGAAUGUAUUUUUACUAAAUUUCUGUAAAACAAGAAAUGUGUCCUUUAACAUAUUUAUUUUAUGAAAAUGCAAAAAAAACAGAUUGUUCUGCUUUGCUAAUGAUGCUACAGAUUGCUCUGUCAGUAUUUUAAGGAAACAGGGUUUGGACUUUCAGUUAUAGUUAAAUUCCCAUCUAAAAUUUGUGUCAACGGCACUCUUGCACUCUUUAUUUCUUAUUCAACUGGGCAUCACAUUAAAAAUGUGUAAAUGUAAUCAAAAACAU